AUGACUACGAUUAGACCUUUCGACGUUAUGGAUAUGCUCAAGUUCAACAAUGUGAACUUGGACAGAAUGACCGAAACGGUUGGUAAAUUAUUAAUUUUUUUGAGUGAAGAAUUAUUUUUUUUUCAGUACGGGUUCAAUUUCUACUUGUAUUAUUUGGUGAAUCAUUCCGAAUAUUAUCAAGUCGCUGAACAUCCAAAUGGCGAAAUUAUGGGAUACAGUAAGAUUUUUUGUUCGCCUAUAUUUUGAAACAAAAUUAAUAAAAAUUUUUUAGUUAUGGGUAAAGCUGAAGGACGUGAUAAUGAAUGGCAUGGACACGUUACUGCAGUUUCAAUCGCGCCAACUUAUCGGAGACUUGGAUUGGCUGCCAGUAUGAUGAGUUUUUUGGAAAAAGUUUCAGAAGAGUUAGUUUUAAAAAAUAUGGAAUGUUGAAAAACUUACUAUAAUUUCAAAAUUUUCAGAAAACGAGCGUAUUUUGUUGAUUUAUUUGUUCGAUUAUCUAACACGGCUGCAAUUGAAUUAUACACAAAGCUGGGAUAUGUUAUCUAUCGUCAAAUUAUUGACUAUUACACUGGAGAACGUGAUGAGGAUGCAUAUGGUAUGAAUUUGAAUAGAUUUUAUCGUAAUUUUUUUCACUUUUGCGCUUGAACUUCGCUUAAUUAAAACUAAAAGUCCUCGUGAUUUUUGGAAUAAUUAAACUUGUUCCUUCAUAAUUUUUUAAAACUUUCACUUUCCGAAAAUUCUCAAUUAUUUAUAUUUGCUAAAAAAAAAACAAUUUCAAACCUAAUUACUUAUAUUCUAAUUUUCUAACUGUCUAUGACUGUUUCUAGAAUAAAACCUAAAUAAUAGUAAGAAAAAUAAAAUAAAAUAGAGUUGAACGAUAUACAAAUAAAUCAAUUGAAUAAACAAACAUUUUUCGAGGAAAAACAUAUGAUUCAUAAUAAUAAUAAUAAUUCGUUAUUUUCUUCAGAUAUGCGAAAAUCAUUGUCUGCUGACCCGAAAAAACUCUCAAUGGUUCCUCUUCCUCAUCCAGUGCAUUCAAGAGAUAUUCCGUAG
This is a messenger RNA of Caenorhabditis angaria, 1053 nucleotides long. The record is from the annotation of a GenBank genome assembly. NCBI's taxonomy places the organism in Eukaryota, Metazoa, Nematoda, Chromadorea, Rhabditida, Rhabditidae.